AGCGAAUAGAUGCAAAUUAGUGUUCACAACAUUUUCGAAAUACAGUAUAGAAAUGAGUCUUAAUUUACAAAUUGAGAAAUUACGUGGUGCGGAGAAUUACAGGCAUUGGUCUAUGACGGUGCAAGCUUAUCUGGAAUCGGAGGAUUUAUGGACUGUCGUUGAACAUGGUCCAGAUUCAUCAGAACAGAGUUUGAUUAAAGAUCAUCGUGCCAAAUUCAUAAUAUUGCGUUCAAUUGAAAGCGACUUAUGUGAUUCUAUUGUCAACAUACAUUCAGCUCGAGACUUAUGGUCUUGUUUAAAACAACAGCAUUCGUGGGGUCUCUUUUCUUAA
This is a messenger RNA of Glossina fuscipes, 331 nucleotides long. RefSeq lists its product as uncharacterized. Lineage: Eukaryota; Metazoa; Arthropoda; Insecta; Diptera; Glossinidae. The record is from RefSeq and is a predicted model, not a curated record. The transcript is spliced from 3 exons. Bases 53 to 331 code for a protein of 92 amino acids.